GCCUCGGGGCUGCGUGCGCUCCCUGCGCCAGGCGGAGCUUCCGGAAGGGUGGCCGAGCUCCCAGGCCUGGGAAUCCCAGAAAAUCACUCCAGGGCGCAGACCUGCAAGGACGCCUGGCCCGCUGUCUGGGGAGUUGUUGGCGAUUACCCGGCCGAGGACCAGCCUGCAGCUCCCGGUCCCCCAAGCAUCAGCUAGCUCUUGGGGCGCAAGGGCCGGGGCAGCCCAGGCCUGGCCUCCACUUCCAGGCACAUACGAGGACAGCACCGCGGUUUUGCCGGGUGUGCAGUUGGGGGUUGCAGGCUUGUUAAAUCUCCACUUCUGGCUGGCUAGGGACUGAAUCCAGCCCACGCCCACUAAAGGUUGCCCGGAGAGGGGGCCUUCUGGUGCCAGCCCCUCCCGGACCGAGCUCUUCCUGGCAUGCAGAUCCUGGCCUCCCCUGACCCUGCGAGCCUCAGUCUUGGGCUACGUAGUUGAACAACUCAGAAAGCUGCUCACCAGAAGUCCACUUAGAAGCUACACAGGAGGUCCCUGGGGACCUGCGAGAAGGCUUUUCAUGGGGUAUAAAGUAGUGGAAAACCUGUUUAAAAGCUGACUUAGAAUGCUUCGCAAGCUUGGGAGCCGAGCAGCCAAGACCCCAUCCCUAAAGCCUGCCGGAGCGCGUGCCUGGACCAGAGGAGAAUCGCAAGAGCGCCGAUCUCAGCAGGAAUGAAGCUGCCGGUGAAGUUGCGCCUGCCCUGCAUUUGCUAAGAAAGAGCUGUUCUUUUUCACGUGCACAGAAGCAUUUGCAGGCUCCUCCUGACAGCCUUCGGAGGAUGUGAAGACAGCUGCAAGGUAAAGCAGUGCUCCCUGUCGCCUGCCCCGUCCGCUAGGAUGUUUCUCAUGAACGCCCCUCCAGUGGUCGCACUCCAGUCCCAAUGGGAGGCCUUCAGCCCGCCGGGGAGCUUUAGGUUUCCCGGGUGCUUCUCGGAGUCAAAAGAGGACAUUGCCAGAGCCUCAGUGAGCGCCAAGGUGCAGAUGAUCAUCAGCACGCUGCAGCAGCAGGACAGGGUGUCCCUGGGCAUGAGCAAUGAGCGCCUCGCACAGAGGAGCCAGAAGGCAGAGAGGUGCCGGGACACCAGGCCGGCCACCAGCCUGGCCGUGUGCAGAGAGCAGGCCCCUUCCCUCACUGCCUGUGGCCUUGCCACCCGCUGUGACCGCCCAGGGGAAGGGAAGGCUGCAGACUUCGGGCCCCUGGUGCUGGACUCGGACAGCGAUGACUCCGUGGACCGGGACAUCGAGGAGGCCAUCCAGGAGUACCUGAAGGCCAGGAACGGAGGCUCACAGUCUGGGUCUGGGGCCGCCCCGCCUGGCAGGGUCUCGGCUGGGGGCAGCAGGGGCAAACUGGAGCCUCCCCACAGCAGCACCCCACCUGCCCUGGGUGCCCCCAAACUUGCCCCUGUCUCCAGCAGUGUUUCUGGCGGCUCUGUGGGGGCUGGCGAGGACCAGGGCUCUGUCUCCCCUGUCAGCGUGAGCAGCGAGGACUCCUUUGAACAGAGCAUCCGAGAGGAGAUCGAACAGUUUCUGCAUGAGAAAAGACAACAGGAAAACCCCAGAAGUGACGGGUCCCUGGACAAAGGCCCAGACCCAAAGGAAGACACAGCCAGAGCAACACUGAAAUCCAACAGAGAGCCCCCACUCAGGGUGGCCCCUCGGCAGGACCUGAGGGGAACGGCGAAGGAGUUUGUCUUCCGUAAGCCUCCCCGGGUAGGGAAGAUGAGCUCGCAGCCCCGGAGCCUCCGGCUUAAGGUCAGCCCGGAGCCAGAGACUAUGGGCGGCACAAGGCCGGCUGUCUCCAAACCAGAGGCGGCACAGAGUAAAGGUGGGGUGCGGAGGAGCGCAGGUGCCGGGCGCAGGGCCAGGCAGACGAGGAGCCCGGCCCUGGUGCAGGAGGUGUCAGACUCCAGCAGUGACGAUGGCAUCGAAGAGGCCAUUCAGCUGUACCAGCUGGAAAAGACCCGGAAAGAGGGCAGUGGGGAUGCGCUGCCGAGAGCCCAGCUCAGAGAAGAGAUGGUGCCCGGCCCUCCCGCCGGUGGCACAAGCAGCGCCGGGAAAAGUGCCUUGUGUGAGGCCCACCGGAGGGCACCAAGCAAGAAGAAGCCAGUAGCCCCAAAAGCUGCAGACCCUGGCCUGGGGGUCCUGGAGCUGGACCCCUCCUCCAAGCUCGUGAAGGACCCCAAAGCUCCCGCACCUCUGGUAAGCACCAGCACCAGCGCUGAGUGUGUGGAACGGGCAUUGUGCCGGGCAGAUACAUCCGCAGAGCUGAUGUGUGCUGAAGCAAUCCUGGACAUUUCCAAAACCAUCCUGCCGGUCCCUGUGGAGGACAGCGCCGGGCCUCCCUCUGCCAAUCCGUGCUUGCGUCACCCAGAUGUGCCUUCCCGCUCCGACGGCGACAGCAGCUCCGUGGACAGUGACGACAGCAUAGAGCAGGAAAUCCGCACAUUUCUGGCUCUCAAGGCCCAGUCCGAGAGUAUGCUGGCCAGAGCCGAAAGCUUCCUGCAGCCCACGGAGGGCCCGCUGCUGCCACCUGGCCCCAACAGCCAGGCCGGGGAUCCCAAGGCCCCGCCGUCUAAUAAAACACCGGACCUGUCACCAAGCUGCAGAAGGAAACGGAGAGGCGGCAGCAAUGCCGUGAGGCCAUCCAUACCCAAGAAGACGAGGGAGGGGAGAGAAGGUGCCCAGGACGGUGACCACAGCCUGAGCAGGGCUCAGCCUGGCCAGGAUGUGCGGGACCCACCUGGCCAGGGAGAAGCCGGCGAGGUACCAGGAAGGGAGGGUGAGGCCAGGGCCCCACCUGCCCCCGCCAGGACGGUCGGCCUCAGGGACUUGGGCCUGUCUCAAGGCCCCAGGGCCGCCGGGCAGGCAGAAGAAGGACAGGGUGUGGGCGAGAAGGAGAGCUCGGAGGACAAGAGCAGCUCGCUGGACAGCGAUGCGGACCUGGACACAGCCAUCAAGGACCUGUUACAAUCCAAGCGGAAGCUGAAGAAGAGGAACAGGGACCCCCGGGCUGCCUGCAAGAAGAAAGUCAGGUUCAGCACCACCGAGACGCGGUUCGUGGAUCCACUGGGGGGCCUCCCUGGACACUGGAAAGACAGAGGCCCCCGGGUGCUGCAGAGCUGCCUGUCGAAGUCCAGCCGGGACAGCAGAGCUGGCCCGGGGAGGAGACCACCAGGCGUCCUGGGCGGUUCAGCGGAGGUUAUAAAGUCGGCCAGCCUGGGGGACGAGGAUGCGGCCCCAGCCUUCCCACAGCGGAGGGCCCCAGAGGGGACUGUGUUCUCCAGGGAGACGGGAGCCCGAGACCCUGCCUGCUCGGCCUGCAGCCCCAGCUCCCUGUCUGAGGAUAGUUCGGUGGACAGUGACGACAGCAUCGAACUGGAGAUCCAGAAGUUUUUGGCAGAAAAGGCCAAGGAGUCAGUGAGCCUUUCCGAAAUUGAAGGAGCAGCCCCCACUGUUCUUGGAACAGAGGGUCCAGCCAGGCCAGAGGUGCUUUGCCGGAAAGAGCUGGCCCCGGGCCUGCAGCGUGGUGUGUGCACACGCAGCCAGAGGGCCAGGGAGGCCCCUCCACCUGCAGAGGGACCGAGGGCUGCAGAAAAAGCUGGGCUGCCAGGCACAGCCAGCCUCUUCGUUCCAGGCCGGAAGGGCACCCCCCGCACCGAGAACGUCCCCCGAGUCCCUGCUGCUCCGGGCAGGUGUGAGCCGGCGCUUCCCAAGAGCACCAGCGGGACUGUCUCUGCCAAAGUUUUCCCUGCAAGCCGGAGAAACGCUUAUGCUCACAAAGACCAGAGCCCGCGAGGGGCUGAGCCUGCCGCUGCCGAAAGCGUGUUUGGCCAGCUGCCCAGCUGUGCCAAAGCGGCAGCUGAGGCCGGAAGCACCGGGAGAAAUUUUCACCUGAACUAUGGGAGCCAGAGCUUGCUGACCCCCAGCCCAGGACCCCAGGUCGACCUCUCUCUCCCCUGGAGUGACCUCGCUCACCAGAGCAGGCUGCCCAGCCUGUGGGCACUGAACUCGGACGUUCGGGACUCGACGUGGACCGGGGGCCUUGGGGCCGAGAGAGAGAGGGCAGCUGAGGCACAGGCCAAGGGCGCACCAGGCCUCUCCUCUGACCCCAGGAAGGGCCCAGCCUUUCCGGGCUUCUCCUCCCUGCUGUCCUCCCAGCUCUUUCACUUUGGGAAGAGCAUCCCCUGGGGAGGGAUGCGGCCCGGGCUCUUCCGCGCCCCCCUGGGCCUGCCUCUGCAGGGCCCCUCCUUCUCUACCUUCAGGGAGACCCCCACUGGCCAUGGCCCUGUGUUUGGGAGCCCGCACCUGCUUGCGAGGAAGGAUGGCAGGCACUGGCCCCACAGGAAGGCCCAGGCCAGGCUUGCUUUGCAGAACAAGAAGAACUCGGGCUCAGAGGAGAACAUUUUCGACCUGAGGUAUCAACGCAGGGUCAUCGACAGGGACGACCAGGACCAGGAGGCCUUGGGCAGUGAUGCCAGCGAAUUCAGUGACACUUCUGUGGAGGACAGUGGCGGCCCCUCCGUGGUGAAGGGCAAAGUCCUCAAGUUGUGAUGGGUUUCCUGUUUCUGGUUGCAUUUGAGGACAGCAGUGGGCGUGUGCGUGCGUGCGUAUGUACGUGUGUGCGUAUGUACGUGUGUAAUCGAAGUCACAGAGGGAAAACUGGAGUCCCUUAUAUAUAGAUAGCACUGUACAUAUGUACACUAACAUGAAACGGAUGUUUUUAUUUAGCAUACGUGUCCCAGUAAAUAUGGUUUUUGUAGCUUUUUGUAAAUUAUUUAAAGUGCUGUAAAAAUAUUUUUUAAAAAUACGGUUGUUCGUUAUUGUAACUGCAGUUUUCUGUGUUCAGCGUACAAGUUCUAGAUGAGCAAACACUUGGUGGUUAUGUUACCGUGAGGGCCAGAGACAACCCGGCCCUGGUGGGCGGCUGGCUGGUGUGGAACCUGCCCUCUGGGGAAGCAGGGAAGUGCGUGCCCGAGGUGCCCAUCGGGAAGCUCCUGGGACAGUACUGAAGGACGCCCGGUGCCCAGGCCAGCUCCCUUCCUCUGAAAACUGCAGCCGCAGCCUUCGAAAGCACAAUGGCCGCUGAGCACACUGCCCCUUCUCUGCCUCACGUGGGAAUCAGCUGAGACCCCAGCGGUGCUCGUUCUGCGACGGCUUGGUCUUCCGGUGUCUGGCCCGUCCAGUCCCUGGAUGCCCUGAGCACCUCAGUGAUCCUCUCUGGACCUGAGAGCCGCUGUGAUCAUUUCAGUCAUGGUUCUGAAUGGUAACUGCACACGUGCGUGGUAAUGGUCCUGUCCUUGCGGUGUGCGCACGAGUGAAUAAGCACAGAGGCUAGGUGUUCGGUCCCCACAUGCUGUGGUCACCGCCGACGGAAACCCAGUACUGAGGACAAGCCUCUCCAGGACCUGAGCCAGCGAGGUCACAGUGGUGGCCCUUGUCCUUGGUGUUAAGGUCUCUGCCUUCCCAGCCCUCUGCUCUGGGGCAGAGGCGCCACCCAUGGCUCCUCUGGGGACAGAGCCGUUCUGGGCACCGAUGGUAACGAGGUCUGCAUUGUGACUGUCACUCACCCAGGUGCUGCACUUGCUGUUGGAGUUUAGCUGCGGUGCCGUCUACUCUGUAGCUGAAUUUGGUCAGUGUUCUCAGUUGGGAGUGGAUUUUCUAGCCCUGUGCACCUGGCUAAUUCAUUUCUCUGCCCAAAUGCGGACCCACGCCCUCUGCUGUGCACGGCGCACCUGCUAGGUUGGAGGUGUGUGGAGCCGGACCUGCUGUCCCUUUCUGUCCUGAGCCGUCUCGAUGUACUUGUGACAGCUUCGUUGUGGCAUCUUUGUUCACUUAAGUGCUUCUGGGGGGAAAAAGACAGCUCCAUGUAAUCUGUGCUGUACCUUUAAUUAUUUUUUAAGUGCUUUGAACCGUUGCAAAAAGAAAUCAGCUUGUUUUGUAUAUAAGGACUUUUUUUUUUAAUGAAUAAAUCCAGCACUCCCCACAAAUGAGCUUGUGUGGUCUGUCUACUGUGUCUGCAUGAGCAGCCUGGUUUCUGCAAGGUGUUGGAACCGCAGGUCCAACACCAGGGGACCCUGGUGACUGCCAG
Fukomys damarensis (Damara mole-rat) is the source of this 6121-nucleotide messenger RNA. RefSeq names its product protein phosphatase 1 regulatory subunit 26 (gene Ppp1r26). The transcript is spliced from 5 exons. The coding region runs from base 871 to 4584 and encodes 1237 amino acids. The record is from RefSeq and is a predicted model, not a curated record. Gene Ontology annotation, biological process: negative regulation of phosphatase activity. Gene Ontology annotation, molecular function: protein phosphatase inhibitor activity. Lineage: Eukaryota; Metazoa; Chordata; Mammalia; Rodentia; Bathyergidae.